Prionailurus viverrinus (fishing cat) is the source of this 1430-nucleotide messenger RNA. It is a transcript of the gene AKIRIN2, whose product is annotated as akirin 2. NCBI's taxonomy places the organism in Eukaryota, Metazoa, Chordata, Mammalia, Carnivora, Felidae. Gene Ontology annotation, biological process: positive regulation of innate immune response; positive regulation of transcription by RNA polymerase II. The record is from RefSeq and is a predicted model, not a curated record. Gene Ontology annotation, molecular function: transcription coregulator activity. Bases 143 to 754 code for a protein of 203 amino acids. Gene Ontology annotation, cellular component: nucleus; chromatin. The transcript is spliced from 5 exons.
GGCGCUCCGGCACUCGUCUUUCUGCUCUUGAGCUCGUCGGCUAGGCUCUCCUCGAGUCCCGCUCUCCCCCCACUUCCCUCGCCCUCCCCUCCCGUCACCCUUCCCCGACCCCACCCGAGCCCGGCCCUCGGCUGCCCCGGCCAUGGCGUGUGGAGCCACUCUGAAAAGGACUCUGGAUUUCGACCCGCUGCUGAGCCCGGCGUCCCCGAAGCGGAGGCGAUGUGCGCCAUUGUCGGCGCCCACCUCGGCUGCUGCCUCUCCGUCGUCGGCAGCCGCGACCGCUGCCGCCUCCUUUUCGGCUGCCGCCGCCUCGCCGCAGAAGUAUCUCCGAAUGGAGCCGUCCCCCUUUGGCGACGUCUCUUCCCGUCUCACCACAGAACAAAUUCUGUACAACAUAAAACAAGAGUAUAAACGCAUGCAGAAGAGAAGACAUUUAGAAACUAGUUUUCAACAGACAGAUCCAUGUUGUACUUCAGAGGCACAACCACAUGCAUUUCUCCUCAGUGGACCAGCUUCACCAGGGACUUCAUCUGCAACGUCCUCACCAUUAAAAAAAGAACAGCCCUUAUUCACUCUACGGCAGGUUGGGAUGAUCUGUGAACGUUUGUUGAAAGAACGUGAAGAGAAAGUUCGAGAAGAGUAUGAAGAAAUAUUGAACACAAAACUUGCAGAACAAUAUGAUGCAUUUGUGAAGUUUACGCAUGAUCAAAUAAUGCGACGAUAUGGAGAACAGCCUGCUAGUUAUGUUUCAUGAAUCACGUUUUCUGCAUUUGUGGGCUGCCUUGUUCCUUGUUGAGUUGUUGCAAGAGGUCCUAAUUAUGACAUGCAGCAAUGCCAAUACCCCCCUGUGAAUACAGGUUAUUUCAAGCUUUCGUCAGUGGCAACCACUCUUAGGCAGCAACUGGUUUCGGAUAUUUCCCUGAUGUCAGUACCAUCUGGAUGUGGACCUUUGCUACCUGUAUUAAUGCCAGUGGCCUCAUUUGCUGUAUCAUUACAAUUUGGCUUCUUAUAUUAAUAUGUUUGAAAAGGAUUAAAGCUGGUAUGCUAAGAACAUGCCCUUCACUGGUUGUGUAAAUAAAACUGUAGAAUGACACUUCAGAUGAAGUUAGUGUGAUUUUAAUUGUGCACUACAACCAAGCUGUAACCAGUUAUUAAUAAUCUAGAAUGUAAUCCCAGGACAUUAUUAUUGAAGGAGGGAGGGCAUUUCUGUAUUCCAGGACUUCUUGGGGUUUCAGAAUGGAUUUUUCUUUUCUUAAGUUUUCUUUCUUCUUUUUUUUUUUUUUUUUUUUAAUUUGGUAGUUUUUAUUUAUUCUAUCAAUCGUUUUAACAAAUGUUUAUUGCUGCAUUUUUUUCCCCAGUGUGUCGUCGUUUUACUGCCCUUGUAGUACUGGAAUUUAGUUGGAAGAAUAAAACAUUUACUUCUAACCUGC